AUGAACGCGGUCGCCGAUCAGCACGCUGUCGUCGAAAGCGCCCGCAAUAUCGAACAUCGCGUCGCUGUUGCGUCCGAUCAGGAAGGUCCGAUAGUCCGGUGCCCACUCCAGGCCCUGCCGGAUCGCAAAAAGCCCCGAAGGAUUCGAAUAAUACGCCGGAACUAUGCGCCGGGAGAUAAAUUUGCGCUGCUUUUGCACGGUCACGAUCUGAGCAGGAUCGAGGAAGUAGUAGAAAGGUUCCAUGCCGGUAUAGGUCACGACGCGGCGGCCCGCCAGCAUUCCAUGCCGAUGAAGAAAAUGCACAUACGGGAUGAAGUUGUUCAAUUCCUCGCCGAAUUCGCCCUCGAACUACAACAAGACAAGGGCUUCGCCGAACUCAUCGCCUCCAUCAGUCUGGCUCGGAAUAUUGCAAUCGUCGGAAGCGGGCCGAGCCUGAAAGGUGCCCGGCAGGGAGCAAAGAUCGAUGCCCAUGACCUUAUAGUGCGGACCAACUUCCCCCCCAUAGGAGGAGUUUUCGCCGAAGACGUCGGCUCUCGGGCGGAUAUAGUUUUCAACUGGCGCCCGCCAACAGAUUACAAAAUCAGCGAGGCGACUUCCAGGCGCGGGAACGUGCUUUAUCGGGGAGCACUCAUCGUUCAGGCUUCGCCGAAUUUCAACGCACACUAUGCUCCCUUCACGGCCGACGAUCUGGCAACGGUUGGAGUGUCGCGGUUUGCCAGAUUGCCCCCAACGAUCAUGCAACUGAUCCUCGACCUGUCCUAUGCAUAUCCAACCACGGGAUUUAUCGCCAUUGUUUUCAUCGCUCUUCUUCUGGAUCGUCCCGUGUCGAUAUUUGGGUUCGACUUUUUUGAGACUUACGGAAUGCAUUUCUGGAGUUCUAGAAGGAGGCUUCCUUACUCUGAGCACGAGCCGAAGUUCGAGAAGCGCAUGGCGGUGAAUAUGCUGAAGGUUCACUUCGGUGUCGUUUGA
Molecule: messenger RNA, 969 nt
Organism: Ostertagia ostertagi
Lineage: Eukaryota; Metazoa; Nematoda; Chromadorea; Rhabditida; Trichostrongylidae
Source: the annotation of a GenBank genome assembly